Molecule: messenger RNA, 2336 nt
Organism: Rosa chinensis
Lineage: Eukaryota; Viridiplantae; Streptophyta; Magnoliopsida; Rosales; Rosaceae
Product: FBD-associated F-box protein At4g13985
Exons: 2
Coding region: 681-2336 (551 amino acids)
Molecular function (GO): protein binding
Source: RefSeq, a predicted model, not a curated record
AUCUGAUAUCAUGUUUGUGUUUUAGGCAACCAAAUGACCAAGUUAUAAACUCUAGUUGUUCUAUUACAUUUGAUUAAAUUGGUAAAUUGGUUUUGCACAGGUUGUUAAAUUGUUUCUGUUACAUUUGAUUAAAUUGGGGGUCGAGAUUCUCCACUAUAAUUUUUUUUGCCUUAAUUAAGAAGUUCAAGCCCCACCAAGGUUGUAAUCCUGGAUCCGCCACUGCCACUGGUAGCAACAGAUGUAUCUGUAACUAGGUUCCGAAGGAUGUGGCUAUUGUAUUUUUGUUAUAUGUUACAAUCUUGCUGAUGCCUUGAUUUUAAUAUGAUUCUGCUUGAUUGACAGGUAGUCAAGAUUCAACUUUAAUUGCUGUGCAGCACAUUUGGACUCAUAACUGCACACUCGCACAAUCUUUGCCUAGAGAUCAGGGCAUUUGGUGGAAUUGGUGAACUACACUUGCUGCAGGAUAAAUUUUGGGACAAAGAGCUUGUGAUCUAACUGUGUGAACAAAGAGUGGAGGAGAAGGGAGGGAGUUCCUCAUCCAGAGUAGCAGUGAGGACGCCUGAGGACGCCUGGGUAUGUUAUAGAAAGGGUGAAAAAGAAAAGACACAGAAUAGAAAAAAGAAGAAGAUUGAAAGUCUUUUAUAAACCCAGUGGGACUUGCAAAAGAUUAUUCCUUGGAUAUGGACCGCAAUGAAAUAAUAGCUGUGGUUGAGGAAGACAGUAAGGAUCGGGUUAAUAAAAUUCCGGAUUGCAUUCUGUCAUACAUACUUUCUAGUUUAAGAAUAAAAGAUGCAGUGGAUACCUGCUUGAUAUCCCGGGGAUGGAGGGACCUUUGGAAGGGUCCAAGGCCCAAUCUGGAAUUUGACAUUCCAAACAUUUUUGGAAGCAAGUAUGCCAGGCUCAUUGAGAAACAUGAAGAAAAGGAUAGACUUCCUUUUUUGGUUGAUAGAUUCGACAGACAAUGCUUUGUAAGACGUGUGAAUAAACUUUUGGAGCUCUACUCUGGAAACAAGGUAGAGUCUCUCAGAGUGGCAUUCUUUUUUGAUGUAGAAUCUACGGCCAUACUUGAUAAGUGGAUUCGUUUUGCAAUUGCGAAGGGAGCUAAAGUUCUCGACCUUCACUUAUUGAAUAGCACACAUUGGGACUAUGCAGAAUUUUACGUUUUUCCCCACUGGAUCUUUUCAGAGUUGAAUAAUGCAGCAGCCCUAAAGCAUUUGUCACUGCACAGAUGUGUUCUAAAACCGCCUACUGAUUUUAACAGAUUGGCUCAGCUAACAGCUCUUUGUCUAAACAAGGUCUUCGUUGAUCCAGGAUUUUUGGAACAUCUGUUCUCGAUUUGUGUGCUCCUUGAAGGCUUGACGUUGAUAAAAUGCAGGGUGCGACUCUCAAAUCUGAUUAUUGGUCCAUCGUGUCAUCUCAGGGAUCUGAAGGUGCUCGAGUGCGAUGAAUUACUGAAAAUAGAAAUUGACGCAGUAAAUCUUUCCUUCUUUGAAUAUGAUGGAAUUAUUUUUGACAUUUCUUGCAUGAAAACUCCACAGCUUGUAAGAUUCUUUUUUAGGGGAUUUAGUGGUAUCCAUGGAUUACCUUAUGCGUUCACCCUACUCGCCUUGUGUCCUUCCCUUGAGACUCUUCAUCUGCAGUCGUUUACUGAACUGGAAAAUAUACCAGAAACACUUCCAACAUUUUCAAAGCUCAAGCAUGUGAGCUUGGAUCUCUUUAAUUCAGAUUUUGACCUUGGGAGUGUAGUGAGUUUUCUCAAGGCUGCACCUCUUUUGGAAGAACUCGUACUAACGACACGAGCUUAUAGCUAUCAAGGAGAGAUCGGGAAUCUUUCCGGAUUCUCACAUAAUCAUUUAAGAAAAGUGAAAAUGCAGGGGUUCCAAGGCAAGCGGCUAGAGAUAGAGUUGGCCAUUUGCAUUCUUAAAUUUGCAACAAAGCUUGAGGUAAUGGUGAUAGAUACACUAGGAAAACACUACCACGGCUGUGGAAGGUGGACCAAUUACGAUUGUUCUUAUUAUCAGGAGGGGAAUGAGGACGAGAAUGAGGAUGUGGACUCUGAGGAAGGGAGAGAGGAUGAGAACAAGAACGAAGAAGGGACACAGCAUGAAAACGAGGAGGACAAUGAGGUUGAGGAAGGGAGUGAGCAUGAGAACAAGAACGAGGAUGAGAAUGAGGAUGACGAUGAAGGGGUGGAGGCUCGGGAAUUAAGCAAGGAUGAAGACGAGGACAAAGAUGAAGACAAGCCUUGGAUUUUCCAUUGGGAAAGAAGAGGUAGGGCAGUUGUCCAACAAAAGCUGAAAGAAGUAAAGACUGAUGCUCAAGUCAUCAUCCUAUAA